Messenger RNA from Punctularia strigosozonata HHB-11173 SS5, 6006 nucleotides. RefSeq lists its product as uncharacterized. The transcript is spliced from 45 exons. The record is from RefSeq and is a predicted model, not a curated record. The coding region runs from base 1 to 6006 and encodes 2001 amino acids. Gene Ontology annotation, molecular function: ATP binding; hydrolase activity. NCBI's taxonomy places the organism in Eukaryota, Fungi, Basidiomycota, Agaricomycetes, Corticiales, Punctulariaceae.
AUGCGGAGCGCGUUCACGCGUUCGAUGGACGUGUACUUUGAACACCUACACAAAGCCAACGAUGCCCUUUUCAGGGCUAUAAAGACGUCUGCGUGCAAUAAAACUCCGGUUCUUGAGGCGAUCGAAUCGUGGCUCGCUGAAUCGCAGCUUGAGGACAAACGAUUCUUCCUCGAGUUCGUGCUAGGUAGUCUUGAUGAGGUGGCAUCGGCCUUUCUUGGAAAGUUCUUUGAGGAGAACUUUCCAACAAAUGCCGGGGAGUACUUCACUGGGACAUGGUCACGAUUACUAUCGUGCCUCUCCGCCAAUUUGUGCAUCCUUGUCGAUAGCUCUGAUGAUACUUCGAGGGACCUGAAUCGGCGGGUUACAUACGUUUCAAGCGCAAACACAGUGCUUGAGCGCCUGUCAUCCCCGACUGAAGCAAGAUUCUCUGAUACACACGCUGCACGUCAAUCGGGAAAACAGAAAGCGCCGAAGACUGACGGAUCUCUGAAUUUUUCGAGAAAAGGCAAGGGUCGCGCCCCAAGCACUUUCGAUACUAUAUGGGGUCCUGUUGCGCCCACCAACGACUAUUUGGAGGCUCUUCGUGACCUCGGUAUAUCGUCCAAGCAUCCGUGUGAACCGUCUCCAAUUAUCCUUCAAGAACUCAAGCGCUCGUUAUUGGUGUACCUCGAGGUUGUCCGAUGGCCAGAUGUACAGGACGCGCUCAAGCAGGUUGUAGGCGAUGGUAUGGCCGCGAACACAGUGCGAGGUGGCAAUCACGAUCCAGGUCCCGCUCCUCAUGCCGCGCGUACUGUUGGCUAUGAAAGGAAUCAACCUACCAAUUCGGCAAUUUACUUCGAUCAUGCCGAUGGGUUUGGCGACUGGUGGAUUCUGAUCUCCGGUCGAACGGAAAAAAUGCUGCGAGAGACUACGAAAAAGGACCCUACGACGUUCGCAAUCAUCGUGAACAAAAUCAAGGAUCUCUCACACGGACAUUUUUCGCGUGAUAACCAAAGGCCUCUGACGGCGCACACAACUGAUGUGCCCAUCUACGCGGCUUGGGUAACGGGAGAUUUGCGACUAGUCUAUCACAUUGGUUGCAUACCUGACAUCGGAACCGAGAGGGAACGUCAAGUCAUCAAAGUGUUCGGAAUAUAUACGCACGCUCAACUCGAUCAGCGCUUUUGGUCCGCGGUUGGCACGUACCUGGCUGAGAAAGGUCACGGCGAGUUCAAGAAUAGAUGUACCUAUCGUGUAAAGCCACGCUCGAAUGGAGACGACGUCUUCUCGCCGGGGUUCUUCCCAUCCGUAGCUGAUAGUGCUAAGCGUGGUGGGAUACCGGAGCUCGUGGAUGUCGCAGAUGGGUAUCAUGAAGAGCUAAGCAGUCUUCUCGUCUUCGAGAAAUAUGCAGCACUGUCUCAGGCGUUCCUCAACGAUGUCCUGAAGAACAAAGAAGUUGUCCACCCGUAUUUGCUAUCCGCACAAGAACAAGAAAUUGUCAACCAUCCGUAUUCCUGCUACGUCAUCGGCCGUAGCGGUACUGGGAAAACUACCGUGAUGCUCUUCAAGAUGUUCGCAGUUGAGUCCAACUGGCGGACGGACCAGUACUCCGGUGUAACACGCCCAAGGCAAAUAUUCCUAACCCAGUCGCGCAUCCUCGCCGAAAAAGUAGCAGAAUAUUUCGCAAAAUUAUCUGACUCUCUGACGAGCAACGCCUCAUCUCCGAGGUCCCCCAAAUACAGCAAGCUACCUCGUGAUGCGGACCACAUGAAUGAUUUGCGAAACGACCUCCCCAGACGCUUCAGUCAACUUCGCGACGAACACUUCCCUCUGUUUGUGACAUACAGCAUGUUAUGUAGUAUGGUUGAAGCAGACUACCUCACGGAUGAAGUGCAUGAAACACGGCAAGCCCGACACUCUGAGAAUCUCGUUUGGACCGUGAAGGAUCAGCAGGAGAGACCAAACUUCAUCUCCCUACGCGAGUUCGUACACCUAUAUUGGGCUCACUUCCCUUCUUCCCUAAGGAAGGGCAUCGAUCCUGCUCUUGUCUGGAAUGAGUUCAUGGGUGUCAUAAAAGGAUCGGAACAAGCACAUCUUAGCGAGCGUCAUAUCCUCGACAAAGAGUCGUACCUGAACCUGAGCGCUCGCUCGUGCCCUACAUUCGCGCAGCAGCGCGAUGUGGUCUAUGAACUAUUUGAACGCUACGAAGAAAAGAGGAUUAGGAUGGGACACCGUGAUGCUGCGGAUAGAACGCACUGUCUUUUGGGCUUCCUGCGGAGAGGAAUUCGAGGGAAGAAGAUAGAUUUCUUAUACGUCGAUGAAGUGCAGGAUAACCUGCUCAUAGAAAUUUUGUUAUUGAGAAUGCUUUGUGCUAACCCGCAUGGGCUGGUCUUAGCUGGAGAUACAGCGCAAACCAUCUCGGCCGGAAGCUCUUUUAGGUUCAACGACAUUAAAGCCUUCUUGCACCGCAAUGAGGAACGUAGUCGAUCUAACAGCCUUCUCAGCAUAGCGGUCCCUCAACCGCAUCCCAUGGCGGGAUUCAUUUUACGCGACACUCAGUCGAUCGUGGAACUCAUCACAAGGCUAUGGCCGUACGCGAUCGACGCAUUGGACCCCGAACGGGCUUUAGUUGACGGCAUAAAACCUAUCUUCUUUCAUGGCGAAAUCUCCUGCGAACAAUUCUUCCGAGAGAGUGUUGGAGAGCUGGUUGAAUUUGGAGCAGAUCAAUGUGUUCUCGUUCGUAAUGAUGCGGCUCUACGCCGGUUACGGUCAGAUGUGGGGGAUAUCGGUACCAUCAUGACCAUUUACGAUUCAAAGGGUCUCGAAUUCAAUGAUGUGCUUAUCUAUAAUUUCUUCGAAGAUUCGCAUGUGCGCCCCUCCACAUGGCGUGUUAUCUUGAACGUCCUAGGUUCCGGUGGAUGUGCUGUUCCAUCGGCCCACAAAUACGAGGAAAGUAAGCAUGCAGGAUUGUGUAAUGAGCUUAAAGCUCUGUAUGUCGCAGUGACGCGUGCCCGCCGAAAUCUCUGGAUAGUCGACUGUUCUGAAAGUGCGGAGCCUUUUCGGCUGUUGUGGUCGAGAAAUGGUCUGAUACAAACGUUCGAUCACAAAUGUGGGCUAAACAUACCUGCACUCGCGGUUGUAUCAACUGCAGACGAUUGGGCGAAGAAAGCAAGAUCUUUGUUCGAAAAUCGGAGGUACCACCAGGCGGCCGACGCGUUCAGACGGGCCGGUUUAGUGCAGGAUGCGGCUGUAUCACGAGCACACUGCCUACGGGACGAUGCAUAUGCUUGCGUGGAGGCGACUACGACAAUGGAUCACGCCAGACGGCGAAAGGCACUGGUUGAGGCGGCCGAAGCGUUCGUGGCAUGCGUUGAGCACGCAGCGACCAUCGAGAAACAAACCUGCUAUCGCGAGGCUGCAAGAUGUUACGUCGGUGCGAAAGACGAGGCUGAAGCAGCCCGCCUGUAUCUGGAAGCAGAGGACCAUACGGAUGCUGCGCGACAUUUCCACAACGCAGGGAUGCUUGACAAAGCCGUCGAUGUAAUUCUAACGCAUCAAGUCGAACCCGCCACCCAUAACAAGAUCGUGGAUGAUGCUAGGUUUCAAUAUUUGAAAGCAGGCAAACUCAAGAAGGCUUCUCGACUAUUUGAAUCGAAGAAAGACCUGUUGGAGUACCUGACAACACAUGACUUCACGCUUCUCCGUGCCAAACUCCUGAAGACAAUGGGCCGUGUGUCAGACGCAGCAGACACGUACCUCGCUGGAGGACGCCCUUUGGAAGCCAUCAGUUUACUCUUGGCCGACUCAUCAAACUCGGGCCUGUUUCAUCGAGGUCUCCAAUGCCUGCUCGCCGGCCUCUGGAAAAGUCACCCUCUGGGCACCAACUCACAGAAGUCGAAGCUUCUCUUAGAGGAAUAUCUCCGGCUAAGCGAUCGGAUUGACAACAAGUACAUUGACCAGCAUGUCAUUCAUAUGAUCUCCAUGUUCCGGGCCAUAGCCGAUGGAGACAAUGCGCAUUUGAAACAACUUCGGCACGAACUGCGUGAUAACUCUGGCGACAAAGCGGCAAUCUUACUGUGUCUCGACUCCAUAUGCAAUGACGAGACCGUCCAGACGGUGGCGACGGCGACUCCCGCUCAGAUUCUUUCCACGUUGGGUCUAUAUCGAGAGUACGCUCAAUCGGUCCGGGACCUUCUGCCUGCAGAAUUCGAAACACACAUCAAACCCGAGAUAUCGCAAUUGUUUGGACUGCAGGCACGAGGAGCAUCCGCGUUCUUAGUUCCCUCCAAUGCCUAUAUCCAUAAGAAGUUGAAGUCGCAAGAUAGGCUAUUGGUGCAUGGGAAUGAGCGCGAUGGUACCAUAGUCUCGUCACAGUCCCUCCUGGGCUGUAUACAGACGAUCAUGGACAAUCGCUUGAUGAUCCGCAUCACCUCACCGGCCGUUGCGAGACACGCGAUUGCCAGAGACAGCAUUUCACGUCGUACGAUCACUCAUGGUUUCACGCGGGAAUUCAACUACAUAUGCAGCACGCAACUCUUAUGCAAGGAGUAUCUUGGCGGGCAGACGAAGAACGGCUUUCUCGUCAGCGGUAUGUCCUGGGUUUGUCGCCUCUACGACACCCUAUUCCCCGCGUUCCCGGCGUUGGGCUCUGCUAGUGACCUAUCACCAUUCUUUGCCUCUGGGUCCGAGUCUGGCCUAUUCGCCUUACGGGAUUUCAUACGGGAUGCCUUGCAACGUCUAGAUCCAGGAUCAUCAUCGUUAAAUAUAUCAGAUAUCGUCAAGAUAUAUUAUUUAGCAGCGUUGUUGAAUUACGAGGCAGCGAAAGGCUACGUUCAAAGCUGCCCGUCCUGCCUGGAACGGCUGCCGAUUCUGCGGCACUUUACCGCUUUCCACAUUGCCUGGUUUGAUCCUCUGUCGCACCUGGCGCUCUUCUUGUCUUACCUCCAAAACAAUCACGUCGAGGUGGACGUGUCCGUUUGGUGUAACCUGAUAGAAGAUCUAUGCAAAUGUGCCUGCCUGCUUGGAUACAACAUGGACAGUCCGCCAUUGAGAAAACGCAUUCUCAACGCUGUCGCGACACAAGGAUCUAGUAAGGAGAGUUUUCCUGCCUGCGACCAGUAUUUGCAGGCGAAGAGCUGGUCGCAUUUGGACCAGGCCAUGUUCCAGGUACAACUUGAACCACGCGACCCUUUGGUGCAAUUGUGUUUGGAGGGGGAGCAUUUACCAGACGAACCGCCGCCCGGAGUGCAACGGCUGGUCUAUCGGACUGUCCGUGAGAUAUCGCAACUACUCGGCCCUGAUAUCGUCCCGUUGGCGUUUCCUCACAACGAGGCGGAAGAAUCAAGUCCCGCCCCGUCAUCGUCCGGAGAGCGAAACAGUGUGGACCAUCCGGUCCAAGACCACGAUGACAGUAUCGACGUUCUCGAACAUCAGGAGGGGGCUACAACCAUUGUCAAGUCCGAGGAUCAUGUUGAGGAUGUGAACAUCGGUUCCGUCACGAAGGCGCUCCUAAAUACUGAGGGAGGGGAUGCUCUGCCAACGCCGCCAGCAGAUAGCGUCUCCAUGUACCUCGAGCAUAGCAAGAAAAUGGGAUGGCCGGAUUCCAUCUAUCGAGUCCUUUAUCUGGGGCCCGUUCCUCAACUCGACACAUGUCUCAAGCAUGUCAUCAAGUGGGCGAAUGGAAUUAAACAGGAGCUACAGGCGAGAGUCGCGACAACCGAUAACGUGGACUCACGCGAGGCUUUGAUGCUGCAACAGGCCGAUGCAUACACAUCCCGGAAACAGGCUGAAAGACUGCGAAGAUAUCUGAGACCUACGGCCGACAUUCAUACACGGAGGGAUCUCGAACGACUGAAGGAGCUCGCGAGGGAUGUGGAGGCUUUCAUUGCGUCGAUCCCAGCUGACAGCGUCGAGACUAUCCGAAGCGAAGUCGAUCGGGCAGUUCAAGUCAUCAUAGCGGCAGCGCUAUCGCAUGGACAAAGCCAAAGUUCAAAGCAGGAAUCAUCUUCAACGGGCGUGAUGUUCUGA